AUGCAAGCUGAGCAGUACACCAGAAAUCAGAUCCCUGGCACAGCAAGACUCCUACCUCCCCCCUUCCCCACUUCCCCCUUUACCACCCCCAACGAACCUCUCCCCACCAGACCCCGCCUCUACAUCAUCAACUCCUCCCUCAACCCCUCCCCCACCCCCCUCACAUCUCCCUGCCCAAUCUCCACCCUCCGCCACGCCGCCCUCGGCUCCCCGCCUUCGAACAGGCCAUCCUCCGCCGCUGGCGCACCUCCAUCCUCCAACACAAGCGAUACCCCGGCCUCUCUGCCCGCACUCCUGCUCUCAUGACUGCGCGCUCUAAAUACUCCCUAAAAUACCUCUACACCCCUCAAUGGUGGAGGCUGGGGUCCCACUACCCCCCCCCUACCAACCAGUUUCCAUAUGGAAUCGGAUCAAGACUGAGCUGACGGAGCUCUGGCACCCUCUCAAGCACCCGGGGGGCGAUGUCUCGCCCCCCCCAGUGCCAGUUAAACUCCAUAGCAGAUGCACAAGGCGUAACGACUCGGGUGGUGCCCUCCGCAUGGCAAUGAUCGUCUUUCCUAGCCUCUCACGAUUUUCCCUGCUACACAUGCCGACGAGGAACCUUCCAAGGCUCGUAGGUUUCUCCGGUUUAUAAGCAAAACCAUAUGUCAGUUACGUGUAUCACUAUAGUAUAUGCACUGUUGUAUCUGGCAUCGCCGUAACCCAUAACUGGCUCUUGGCACACCUCACGCCCCUCUAUCAUGCAUAUGUAGCAUAUUUAGCAUAUGUAGUACCUGUACUCCGUACGUACAGCAAAAUUACAUAGUGCACAUCCCUGGCAGCAGGGGUGGAGAUGGUGAUUCUGCACGGAAUCAGAACUCGCCACGUCUAUCUGUGAUGCUGUACGUACGUACUGGGCAUACCGAGAUGUGUGAUGCUCUAAAUACUGAUAUUGAAGCUGGCACGGUACAACAGCCUGUACCCUAACAAGCUAGACUGACAGAUCACACAUGUUAAAAAGGG
Pseudogymnoascus destructans is the source of this 1002-nucleotide messenger RNA. RefSeq lists its product as uncharacterized. The transcript has a single exon. Bases 1 to 306 code for a protein of 101 amino acids. NCBI's taxonomy places the organism in Eukaryota, Fungi, Ascomycota, Leotiomycetes, Thelebolales, Thelebolaceae. The record is from RefSeq and is a predicted model, not a curated record.